Molecule: messenger RNA, 5979 nt
Organism: Nannospalax galili (Upper Galilee mountains blind mole rat)
Lineage: Eukaryota; Metazoa; Chordata; Mammalia; Rodentia; Spalacidae
Gene: Ptprk
Product: protein tyrosine phosphatase receptor type K
Exons: 30
Coding region: 251-4573 (1440 amino acids)
Biological process (GO): protein dephosphorylation
Cellular component (GO): membrane
Molecular function (GO): protein binding; protein tyrosine phosphatase activity
Source: RefSeq, a predicted model, not a curated record
AGCAAAGUAACUCCGGACUACCCGAGCAGCCUGCGCCGAGCAUGGAGAGCGGCCGCGGACGGCGGGCUACGCGGGAGACGCUUUCGCCCGGGAGGUAGUUUGGCGACGUUGGAGGACAAAAGUGCCGGCGGGUGGCCGCGGCGUCCCCGCGAGCCCCCCACGAGGCCGGGCGUCCGUGUGGCUCCCGGAUUUCGCCGCGAUCCCCCGGAGGCUCUUUGCAAAGCUGUUCGAAACUUCUCCCAAACUCGCCAUGGAUGCGGCGGCGGCGGCGGCUCUGCUUGCUUUUGUGGCGCUCUGGCUCCUGUCCCCGUGGCCUCUACUGGGGUCUGCCCAAGGCCAGUUCUCCGCAGGUGGCUGUACUUUUGAUGAUGGACCAGGGGCUUGUGACUACCACCAGGAUCUGUAUGAUGACUUUGAAUGGGUCCAUGUCAGUGCACAGGAACCUCAUUACCUGCCUCCCGAAAUGCCUCAAGGUUCCUAUAUGAUAGUGGACUCCUCACAUCAUGAUCCUGGAGAAAAAGCUCGGCUUCAGUUGCCUACCAUGAAGGAGAAUGACACCCACUGCAUUGAUUUCAGUUACCUGUUAUAUAGCCAGAAAGGGCUGAAUCCUGGCACUUUGAACAUUCUAGUUAGGGUGAAUAAAGGACCUCUUGCUAAUCCAAUUUGGAACGUGACUGGAUUCACUGGAAGAGAUUGGCUUCGGGCUGAGCUAGCAGUGAGCACCUUUUGGCCCAAUGAAUACCAGGUAAUAUUUGAAGCUGAAGUCUCAGGAGGGAGAAGUGGUUAUAUUGCCAUUGAUGACAUCCAAGUACUGAGUUAUCCUUGUGAUAAAUCUCCUCAUUUCCUCCGUCUGGGGGAUGUGGAGGUCAAUGCAGGGCAGAAUGCUACAUUUCAGUGCAUUGCUACGGGGCGAGACGCUGUACAUAACAAGUUAUGGCUGCAGAGACGAAAUGGAGAAGACAUUCCUGUAGCCCAGACUAAGAACAUCAAUCACAGAAGAUUUGCUGCCUCGUUUAGAUUGCAGGAAGUGACAAAAACUGACCAGGAUUUGUACCGCUGUGUAACUCAGUCAGAACGAGGUUCUGGGGUCUCCAAUUUUGCUCAACUUAUUGUGAGAGAACCACCAAGACCCAUUGCUCCUCCCCAGCUCCUUGGUGUUGGGCCUACUUAUUUACUGAUUCAACUAAAUGCCAACUCCAUCAUUGGCGAUGGUCCCAUUAUCCUGAAAGAAGUAGAGUAUCGAAUGACAUCUGGAUCUUGGACAGAAACUCACGCAGUCAAUGCUCCAACGUAUAAGCUUUGGCAUUUAGAUCCAGAUACAGAAUAUGAGAUCCGUGUCCUUCUUACAAGACCUGGUGAAGGAGGAACAGGGCUCCCAGGACCUCCACUCAUCACCAGAACAAAGUGUGCAGAACCCAUGCGGACCCCAAAGACUUUAAAGAUUGCUGAAAUACAGGCAAGACGCAUCGCUGUGGACUGGGAGUCCCUGGGCUACAACAUUACUCGCUGCCACACUUUUAAUGUCACUAUCUGCUACCAUUACUUCCGUGGCCACAAUGAGAGCAAGGCAGACUGCUUGGACAUGGACCCCAAAGCCCCUCAGCAUGUUGUGAACCAUCUACCACCUUAUACGAAUGUCAGUCUCAAGAUGAUCCUGACCAACCCAGAGGGAAGGAAGGAGAGUGAAGAGACCAUCAUUCAGACUGAUGAAGAUGUGCCUGGGCCUGUGCCAGUCAAAUCCCUCCAAGGAACAUCCUUUGAAAACAAGAUCUUCCUGAACUGGAAAGAGCCUUUGGAGCCAAAUGGAAUCAUCACUCAGUAUGAGGUGAGCUAUAGCAGUAUAAGAUCAUUCGACCCAGCAGUUCCAGUGGCCGGGCCUCCGCAGACUGUAUCCAAUUUGUGGAAUAGUACACACCAUGUUUUUAUGCAUCUGCACCCUGGAACCACCUACCAGUUUUUCAUAAGAGCCAGCACUGUCAAAGGCUUUGGGCCAGCCACAGCCAUUAAUGUGACCACAAAUAUCUCAGCACCGACUCUACCUGACUAUGAAGGAAUUGAUGCCUCUCUGAAUGAAACUGCAACCACAAUCACAGUAUUAUUGAGACCAGCCCAAGCCAAAGGUGCACCUAUCAGUGCUUACCAAAUUGUUGUAGAGGAACUGCACCCCCAUAGGACCAAGCGAGAAGCUGGGGCCAUGGAGUGCUACCAGGUUCCUGUCACAUACCAGACCGCCCUGAGCGGGGGUGCACCCUAUUACUUUGCUGCAGAACUGCCCCCAGGGAAUCUCCCUGAGCCCGCUCCCUUCACCGUGGGUGACAACAGGACCUAUCAAGGCUUUUGGAACCCCCCUCUGGCUCCUCGAAAAGGAUACAACAUCUAUUUCCAGGCAAUGAGCAGUGUGGAGAAGGAAACUAAGACCCAAUGUGUACGAAUUGCUACAAAAGCAGCAGCAACAGAAGAACCAGAGGUGAUUCCAGACCCUGCCAAGCACACAGACAGAGUGGUGAAGAUCGCGGGCAUCAGUGCUGGCAUUUUGGUUUUUAUCCUCCUCCUCCUAGUCGUUGUAUUAGUUGUGAAAAAGAGCAAGCUUGCUAAAAAGCGCAAAGACGUAAUGGGGAACACACGGCAGGAGAUGACCCACAUGGUGAAUGCUAUGGAUCGAAGUUAUGCUGAUCAAAGCACUCUGCACGCGGAAGAUCCUCUCUCCAUCACCUUCAUGGACCAACAUAAUUUUAGUCCAAGAUAUGAGAACCACAGCGCCACAGCAGAGUCUAGUCGCCUUCUGGAUGUUCCUCGUUACCUCUGUGAGGGGACAGAGUCCCCUUACCAGACAGGACAGCUGCACCCAGCCAUCAGGGUGGCCGACUUACUGCAGCACAUUAAUCUCAUGAAGACAUCUGACAGCUAUGGAUUCAAAGAGGAAUAUGAGAGCUUCUUUGAAGGUCAGUCAGCAUCUUGGGAUGUGGCUAAAAAAGAUCAAAAUAGAGCAAAAAACCGAUAUGGAAACAUUAUAGCAUAUGAUCACUCCAGAGUCAUUUUGCAGCCCGUGGAGGAUGAUCCUUCUUCGGAUUACAUUAAUGCCAACUACAUCGAUGGCUAUCAGAGACCAAGCCACUACAUUGCAACCCAAGGUCCAGUUCAUGAAACUGUCUAUGAUUUCUGGAGAAUGGUCUGGCAAGAGCAGUCUGCUUGCAUUGUGAUGGUCACUAAUUUAGUUGAAGUUGGCCGGGUUAAAUGCUAUAAAUAUUGGCCUGAUGAUACUGAAGUUUAUGGUGACUUCAAAGUGACCUGUGUAGAAAUGGAACCACUUGCUGAAUACGUAGUCAGGACAUUCACCUUGGAAAGGAGGGCAUAUAAUGAAAUCCGUGAAGUUAAACAGUUCCACUUCACUGGCUGGCCUGACCAUGGAGUUCCGUACCACGCUACAGGGCUUCUUUCCUUUAUCCGGAGAGUGAAGCUGUCCAACCCUCCCAGUGCUGGGCCCAUAGUCGUGCACUGCAGUGCGGGUGCUGGACGCACCGGCUGUUACAUUGUGAUUGACAUCAUGCUGGACAUGGCUGAAAGAGAGGGUGUUGUUGACAUCUACAACUGUGUCAAAGCCUUACGAUCUCGCCGCAUCAAUAUGGUUCAGACAGAGGAACAGUACAUUUUUAUUCAUGAUGCCAUUUUAGAAGCCUGCUUAUGUGGAGAAACUGCCAUCCCUGUGUGUGAAUUUAAAGCUGCAUAUUUCGAUAUGAUUAGAAUAGACUCUCAGACUAACUCUUCACAUCUCAAAGAUGAAUUUCAGACUCUGAAUUCAGUCACCCCUCGACUACAAGCCGAAGACUGCAGUAUAGCAUGCCUGCCAAGGAACCAUGACAAGAACCGUUUCAUGGACAUGCUCCCACCUGACAGAUGUCUGCCUUUUUUAAUUACAAUUGAUGGGGAGAGCAGUAACUACAUCAAUGCUGCUCUUAUGGAUAGCUACAGGCAGCCAGCAGCCUUCAUUGUCACACAAUACCCACUACCAAACACUGUGAAGGACUUCUGGAGAUUAGUGUAUGACUAUGGCUGUACCUCCAUUGUGAUGUUAAAUGAAGUAGACUUGUCCCAGGGCUGCCCCCAGUACUGGCCAGAGGAAGGGAUGCUGCGAUAUGGUCCUAUCCAAGUGGAGUGUAUGUCUUGUUCAAUGGACUGUGAUGUGAUCAACCGAAUUUUUAGGAUAUGCAACCUAACAAGACCGCAGGAAGGUUAUCUGAUGGUUCAGCAGUUCCAGUACCUAGGGUGGGCUUCUCAUAGAGAAGUUCCUGGCUCCAAGCGCUCAUUUUUGAAACUGAUACUGCAGGUGGAAAAGUGGCAGGAGGAAUGUGAAGAAGGGGAAGGCCGGACGAUCAUCCAUUGCUUAAAUGGUGGUGGACGCAGUGGUAUGUUCUGUGCGAUAGGCAUUGUUGUGGAAAUGGUAAAGCGGCAAAAUGUUGUGGAUGUUUUCCACGCAGUAAAGACUCUGAGGAAUAGCAAGCCAAACAUGGUGGAAGCCCCGGAGCAGUAUCGUUUCUGCUAUGAUGUGGCUUUGGAGUACCUGGAGUCAUCCUAGUUAGGCGGGGCAUCCAAGCAGAAACCAUUCAUCUGUUGAGCCAGCAGCUGUUGAACCUGUUAUACCUGUGCAGAGAGAUUUUAAUGUGGGGGGUGGGAGGCUUUUACAUUUGAGAGGUAAAAGUAUUUUUCUUAUGAAGUUGUGUAUCUUAAUAAAAAGGACUUGAUGAGUUUCUAUUACUGUAUGAAAGCAUCAACUUUCGUGCCACACAAAUUAUAUUUAAUAAGAACCAGAUUCCAAUGAGAAAUGACCAGUGUUUGUACAGUGAAGAUACAGCCUUUUCUCUCCUGGCUUCAGUAGAGCAGCCACCACAUGUUGCAUGAACUUUUUAUGUGGCAUUUUUUCCCUUUUAAAAUGAAAGCUGUUGAACCUUUAAAAUGGAAAAGAAAAAAAGCUGUGCAAAUACAUAGUCAAUUUCAUUUUUAUAUGUUCCAAGUGUAGCAGAUAAAUAUAUAAAUAUAUGUAACUGGCUUAUUUUCCUUUAAUGUGCAAUGAUGGCUGGAUCAUUUAAAGUUCUUUUUAGAAAAUAACAUAAGCCAAAGACUCAAGUGUAAAUAUGUCUAUAUGGAGAAAGUACAUUAUAUUUAUUGGUUACUUACAUUCCUUUUUUUGAUGGUUAAAAUACUAUCACCACAGUCUUUUUUUUUUUUUUCAGAAGAAAGCUUUUUCUUUAGCUAAAAUCAGUUGUAAACGAUUUUUGUAGAUUAUUUUUUGUAUGUUUUAGUGUAAGUAGAGGAUAAACCUUUUUAUUCAUAAACCAGGAAGCAAUGUUAUUUGUAGUGAUUCCCUUGUGUACAUGCUUGUGAAUUCAAUUUAUGUAAAAGCCUUGGCAAUUGUCUUUCAAUAGAGGACCACAUUAAAACAUUUUGCUUAAGUGUAGUUUUUCACGGUAUCAUUAGGUCAAAAAUGUCUUAGGAAUCCCAUAAGACAAAGUCACACGUUAGAAGACAAUGCUGGUGGCCUGCACGAUGUGGAACAUCAUCUCCUUUAAACACUGUUUAAAUUUUAAAGGGAUUGAUCUCAGCCUGUGACCUAGCACUGGUCCAGACACAGGAUGGCAACAUUUAUGCUUUCAGGGUCAGGUUUUAGCAAGCUGCAAACUGCCACAGUGAUACAUUGUUUCUUUGGAUGUUUCUACACACAGGCUUUGGAUUCAGACCAUAGGAAAAUGUAAGCAAUCAAUGCCAAAUUCCUGUUUCUUGUGUUACCCUGGGAUUCCCCAGUGAACUUUCCUAAAUGUGGUCUUGUUCACAGGCUCCCUGUAGCUUAACUUCACACCAUUGGCUUGCAGUUUGUUAUUGACUAAAGCAUUCCAGUGUCCUCUUUCGAGAUUGCCAGUUCAUGACAUGGUGCUUUUAAAGAUUUAAUUAAAAUAAGAGUGGAAUAAAGUUUUUAUAAUUACAGCA